CACCGGCAAAAGUCUCACGAACACAUCGGAAUUGAGCUGAAAGAACUUUUGUUGUCCACCAUUUCAGCCCGUCGUUGGUUCGGCCACGUCUACUCCCUCUUGUCUGAUUCUCAUUCGGUGAGUGCGAUAUCUGUUAGGAGUUAGGCCGGUUGGUGUUGGGUGUGCACAGUGAAAUUGAUUGUUCCGAAAUACUGGUCAACUUGUCUCUGACUUCAGAAAAAAGUGCGAUAUCAUGAUCUCGGCGGUGGCCUUGCUGGCCAUUUUUGGUCUUCUCCAUACCACAUUUGCCGGCGAAGCGGAUGUACUGGACCUUACCGACAGUGAUUUUUCGACUCGGGUUGCCGAAACGGAAACAACACUGGUCAUGUUCUAUGCGCCCUGGUGCGGACACUGCAAAAAACUGAAACCGGAAUAUGCUAAAGCAGCUGAAAUACUGCGUGGCGAGGACCCUCCAAUAGCUCUAGCCAAGGUUGACUGUACUGAGGGUGGAAAAGAUACCUGUAGUAAGUUCUCCGUUUCGGGUUAUCCAACGUUAAAAAUCUUCAAGAACGGUGAAGUUUCACAAGAGUACAAUGGUCCACGGGAAGCUAUUGGCAUUGCCAAAUAUAUGAAAUCAAUUGUUGGACCAGCUUCAAAAGAUUUGCUCAAUCUGGAUGCAUUUGAAAAUUUCUUGAAAAUGCAGGAGACCAGCAUCGUUGGUUUCUUCGAGAAGGAAUCGGACCUGAAGAGUGUAUUUUUGAAAUUUGCGGACAGUCAACGUGAACGGCUACGAUUUGGUCACAGCAGUGCUAAAGAUGUUCUCGAUAAACAAGGAGAAACUGAUGCAAUAUACUUGAUCCGUGCAAAGCAGUUUGGUAACAAAUUUGAGCCCGAUACUGUCAAAUUUGAUGGCAAGUCGAAGGACGAACUGAACGCAUUCGUUAAGGAAAAUUUCCAUGGCCUUUGUGGUGUUCGUACCCGUGAAGCGGUUAGUGACUUCAAAAAUCCUCUUAUCGUGGUAUACUACGCUGUCGAUUAUGUCAAAAAUCCCAAAGGAACCAACUACUGGCGCAACCGGGUGCUGAAAGUGGCAAAGGAAUUUGUUGGCCGUGUUAAUUUUGCCGUUAGCUCGAAAGAUGACUUCCAGCAUGAGUUGAACGAGUACGGGUACGAUUACGUCGGCGAUAAACCGCUAGCACUAGCUCGUGAUGCUAAGAAUCAGAAAUUCGUUAUGAAGGAUGAAUUCUCAGUUGAGAAUCUGCAAACAUUUGCUACCGAGUUAGAGGAAGGCAGUCUGGAGCCGUACGUCAAAUCGGAAUCUCUGCCCGAAAGUAACGAUGCACCAGUAAAGAUAGCUGUUGGCAAAAAUUUCGAUGAAGUCGUUAUCAACAAUAACGUCGAUACCUUAGUAGAAUUUUAUGCUCCAUGGUGCGGUCAUUGCAAAAAAUUGACUCCGAUUUACGACGAACUAGCAACGAAAUUAAAGGACGAGGAAGUGUCUAUCGUAAAGAUGGAUGCUACUGCAAAUGACGUACCGCCGAAGUUCGACGUUCGUGGGUUCCCAACACUUUACUGGUUGCCGAAGAACGGCAAGAACAACCCGGAACGUUACGAGGGUGGUCGCGAAAUUGAUGACUUCAUCAAGUACAUAGCUAAACAUGCCAGCACCGAACUGAAGGGAUGGGAUCGUAAAGGUAAUGUUAAGAAGGUUGAGCUGUAAUCUCCGAAACGCGAAUAAAUAACACAGUCGAGGAUAUACAGUUUUUUCUGUUAGGGAACCAAAUUUUGUCACAAACUACGGAAUUGUACAUUUUCAUUUCUACGAAAAUCAAACCUCAUGAAUGGGAUUUUUCUUUAUUAAGGUUGUACUAUCUUCAUACUUGGCCGUUCCUUCCAUACAGAAAGUUGCAAUGUCUGAACUACUAAUGUUAGGCGAAAAAUUUAGUUAAGCGAUAAGCAGCGAAGCAUGCAUUUAGUUCUUAUAGCAGUCUAACCGAAGAAAAUUGUGUGGCAUGAUCGUGGCAUGGAUUGCUUGGGAAACUCGGAGAAAGGAGGUUCUCUUUUGACUAUAGAAUCAUCUUGUUUUGUAGAAGAUUUUACAGCAGGGCGAAAAUCGUUUUAACGAGAAUAAGAGUUGAAUAAAUGGUAAUGAUUCCGAUUUUUUUAGACUGUAA
Messenger RNA from Malaya genurostris, 2153 nucleotides. RefSeq names its product protein disulfide-isomerase A3. Gene Ontology annotation, molecular function: protein disulfide isomerase activity. Lineage: Eukaryota; Metazoa; Arthropoda; Insecta; Diptera; Culicidae. Gene Ontology annotation, cellular component: endoplasmic reticulum. The record is from RefSeq and is a predicted model, not a curated record. The transcript is spliced from 3 exons. Gene Ontology annotation, biological process: response to endoplasmic reticulum stress; protein folding. Bases 233 to 1699 code for a protein of 488 amino acids.